Messenger RNA from Callorhinchus milii (elephant shark), 2972 nucleotides. RefSeq names its product gamma-glutamyl hydrolase. Gene Ontology annotation, cellular component: vacuole. NCBI's taxonomy places the organism in Eukaryota, Metazoa, Chordata, Chondrichthyes, Chimaeriformes, Callorhinchidae. The transcript has 9 exons. Bases 163 to 1119 code for a protein of 318 amino acids. Gene Ontology annotation, molecular function: gamma-glutamyl-peptidase activity. Gene Ontology annotation, biological process: tetrahydrofolylpolyglutamate metabolic process. The record is from RefSeq and is a predicted model, not a curated record.
AGUCUACAGGAGGAAGUUUGCAGAUCGUUGGCUUUAGAUGCAAAGUAGGAAGUGACUUCCGCAGCCUCUCACUCACACAAGCUGCACAGAGCAGCAGCGGAGUGUGGAGAGGGAGAGAGAAGCAGGAAGUGCCGUGCAGACUGCCAGCUCAGCCCCGCAGACAUGUUCCGCUUGCCGCUCCUGCUCCUGCUCCUGAGCCUGUCUCUGCGCCGGGACUGGGACACGGUCUGUGCGGCGCCAGUCACACAACUCAACCAGCGGCCAAUCAUCGGUGUACUGACGCAGAAAACAUACGGUGAACUUAACAAGUUUGGCAAAAGCUAUAUUGCUGCUUCAUAUGUUAAGCAUCUCGAAUCUGCUGGUGCAAGAGUUGUGCCCAUAAGCAUUAAUUUGUCUGAAGAUGAAUGCAAGAAGCUCUUUUAUUCUAUAAAUGGGUUGCUCUAUCCAGGUGGUGGAGUAAACAUCAUGACAUCUUCAUAUGCUAAAUUGGCAGCUAUCUUCUAUAAUCUUACAAUUGAGGCAAAUGAUCAUGGUACUCACUUCCCAGUGUGGGGAACUUGUCUUGGGUUUGAAGAAUUGACUUUUACCACCAGUGGGGAAAACCUUCUGACAUUGACAAACACCUCAAAUCUGACUCUUCCUUUGACGUUCACAAAAGAAUCACGGGACAGUCGAAUGUUCAAGAAGUUUCCUAAAGACCUAUUGCAAGCCUUGGCUGAGGAACCACUGACUGCAAACUUUCACAAAUGGAGCCUGUCUGUGAAGAAUUUUACCAGCAAUGCAAAACUGAGUAAUUCCUACAGGAUCCUGACCACUAACACGGACAGCCAGGGGUUGCAGUUUAUAUCCACCAUGGAAGCACGCAACUACCCUAUUUAUGCAGUUCAGUGGCAUCCUGAGAAAAAUCCUUAUGAAUGGAGCAAAAAAGAAAACAUCCCACAUUCCUUGACAGCUGUGAAAGCAGCAUGGUACAUGGCUGAGUUUUUUGUUAAUGAAGCUCGGAAAAACCUCCAUCAUUUUUCUAACGAAACUGAAGAAGCAAAAGCUUUGAUUCACAAUUACUUGUCGAUUUAUACUGGAGACAUCUCUAAUUUUCAACAAAUGUACUUCAUCGAUUAGGUCAUACUUCAGAUGAAGUGGAUUUUGGCAGAUUAUAUCAAAUUACUUGGCUCUUGAUCCAUCAGCGAUUGCUGUGCCCAGGCAGUCCUGUUCUUCCUUACAAUGUUGUCAGUAAUAAAUAACUGAUUAACCUACCUGCUGUGUGUUCAUACUGUGUGGGGAAAGGCACUAUUUGAAAUUAAUAGUAAAUCACACUUAAAAUACUACGAAAGCACCAAUGUGUAUAAAAUCAACCACAUGAUAUUUCCCAGAUGGAAGUUACUGCCUUUAAAAUCUUGUAACACUUCGGCGCUUGUGAGUUGUGGAUCUUUCACACAUGAAAUGAUCCUGUAAUUCACAGCUGCCUCUAUGAUACCCUCAUCUAUAUUCAGGUCAAUUUACUCAGAAGCCUCUACUCCCGGUAGCUGCUUGUUAAAUAUUCAGCAGGCAGAAUAAGUAUUGUGUUAUAGACGGCCAAACUAUCACCAAAUCAUAUCUCUUAAUGGAUGCCUAAUAUUAACACAUUGAGUGCUUUAAGUAAAUCACAUUAGUCACACUGUGAAUUCUCCUGUAAUUUGCUGGUUUUGCCAAAGCCCAAUGGUUGGAAAAGUACAGUAGUUUGUGAUUGUUCGCUAUGGCAGCUUGUUCUUCAUUAGGGACUGGACCAAAGUGAUUCUGUGGCUGUGGUUUGUAAAAAUUGUAUGUCUGUUUCUAACCUCUGAAUAAUUCUAACCUCAAUGAGUGUGCUUCUCAAUUUAUUGCCUGUUUGGUAAAUGACCCCAUUCAGUGCCAAUUGUUUCAAAGGGCAAAGUGCAUGCCUUGUGCUGUGAUGAAACAAAUUUGUCAAAAGUCUCGAAAAGAGACAUCUCAGAGGGAACUGUAGAGGUAUAGAAGAUUCUAAAUGGGACAGAGAAAAUAAACCCACAACAAUGUGUUAAAUUCACCACAAUUAUACAGUCAAUUCACUUAAAAGUAUAUUCUGUGAAGCGCUUUGAGAAGUCUAGAAGAGUUGAAAACGCUAUAUCAAAUGCAAGGAUUAAUUUUAUUAUAUUAUUAAGUUACAUCAAUGCAGCAGGACAAGAGGGUCCAGGGCUGUGAAAGGCAAUUUUCAGAUAGGCACCAGGAAGUAUUUCUUUACAUUGAGGGUAAUUAACAGCUGGAAUAGGAACCGUGGUCGUGGCCAAAACACUGGGCACAUUUAAGAAACACUUUGAUGCUGUAUUGGGAAGAUGGGAGGAUGACAUCAAAUGGUCCAGAGAGCUUUCUCCACCUGUACCUCUGUUUACACUUUAUAAAAACAUUGUAUUUCUUGGCUGCUUUUAUGUCUGUCCCACAAAUUCCAGGAAUACAUAUCACCACCCAGGGGAGAAAGCAAUUCUCAAACACCUAAGGUCUGGACUUUUUGUUGUGGGUUUUAGGUUGAUCCUUACGCAGUAGGUUCAUUUAAUCGAUUCGGUAUUUGAAAAUAAAUAGUUGUGGAAAGAUCACAGCUCUGUGGAGUUGCAGCAACAGCAUUUUCUGCAGGGAAUCUCCUGUACUCUGAGGCCAGAAUCCUAAUGUGGAGUCAGGCACUUUGAGUUGCUACCAGAGUGCUACCAACUGAGACAGGAUGAGGCCUGAAACUGUAAUGAAUAUUCUUUUGUAAAUUUAAUGCAACUUUCCUUUUUACUGUGAUUUUUGUGAAAACUAUUUUCUCUGAAGGAAAUGCCACUUCCUUUUGAAGCUGUUUGCUUAUCUCUUUAUACUCAUUGCUUUGAUCUUUAGAUUGAUACUCUUUUUAUCUUCAGAGCAGAUUAUGCUUGUACUGUGCAUCUAGCAUCUAUGUGCUCCAGAUCUUUGAGAUAAACCUCAAUAAAAUCAAUUUUGACAAUGUU